Strongylocentrotus purpuratus (purple sea urchin) is the source of this 1565-nucleotide messenger RNA. RefSeq names its product glycoprotein 3-alpha-L-fucosyltransferase A. The record is from RefSeq and is a predicted model, not a curated record. Gene Ontology annotation, cellular component: membrane. NCBI's taxonomy places the organism in Eukaryota, Metazoa, Echinodermata, Echinoidea, Camarodonta, Strongylocentrotidae. Bases 288 to 1457 code for a protein of 389 amino acids. Gene Ontology annotation, molecular function: alpha-(1->3)-fucosyltransferase activity. The transcript has 2 exons.
UGGCAUUUAGGUUUAAGAGAAGGAAUGAAUAAAAUUGUGGUUAAGGUAGAGUCGCGGCCGUGGCCUGAGCAAGAUGAGUUGAAAGUUUACUAUCAGAAUAAUAAUGAUGGCAGGAUAUUGAGACAUUUUUUGUACUUUGGUGGUCAUAAAAUCAUCAGCUGUUUACGUCGCCAUGCAGUGAGAAGACUGCGGCUGUGGUGUGGAAAGGAAGGGAAAGAUCCUCACAUUUUUACUCUUUAAAUUGCUCAGUUCUUCUCAUAGGCGGCUUCGGCCUAUUUCAACGCGAAAUGAGGCCGAUAUCCCUUAGGAGGUUCAUUGCGCUGGGGAUGAUCUGUCUCUCCACCGUAGGGUGUUUGGUCAUCUGGGCCACCGAGCCAAUUAGGAGGCCGAAAGCCCGGCCGAAAGACAUUUACUCUGACGACAUCCUAUCCUAUUCAUUUUUCCAAAGACCAGUGCUGACAUCGAAGUGCACCAGGCAACUGCAGUUCUGGACAAACAGCAAUGUCAACGGAUAUUCAGAUGACGCCAUUCGAUUCCACUGCCCAGGCGUGCCGUGCGAAGCAUCCAUAAUCGCUAACACCAACAUCUCCACGACCAAAGUGAGCGAUGGAGUGGUUUUCUUUCCUGAGGCGAAGUGGAGCUGGAAGAAGAUGCAUUCUGCGCGUCCGCGGGGACAAAAGUGGGUCUUCUUCAGCCGAGAGAGCCCUUCGAUGAUCAGCCCUGGUGUUAUCCCACCUAAGAAAUACUACAAUGACUCUUACGACUACAUCAUGACAUAUCGACAAGGUUCCGAUUUCCUUGUAGAGUUUGGUCACUAUGAUGAAACGAGACCCGAAGUACGAGCAGACGACGAUCGAAAUUGGGCAACGAAAAAAAAGAAUAUCGUGAUCGGACCAGCUGCAGACUACCAGUUCGCGACUUGGCAGCGCGGCAACUUCAUCAAAGAAUUACAAGAAUUCGUACCAAUCGACACGUAUGAAGCAUGCAUUGACUCCAAACCAUGCACCGAGUCAGAGGGAUUCGAGGAGAAAGUCAGAUCUUACAAGUUUUCCCUUGCCUUGGACAUCAGCCGAUGUCGCGAUUUCAUCACUGAACAGUUUUUCGUAAGCCUAGCAAGUGGAACGGUGCCCAUCGUGGACGGACCAGCCCGAGAGGAUUACGAGCGGGUCGGGCCUCCGAACUCUUUUAUCCACGUCAAUGAUUUCACUUCCGUGCACGAGCUAGCAGACUACAUCAAACUUCUAGACGGUAACGAUGAACUCUACAACCGGUUUUUCGAUUGGAAGAAACUUGGCACAGUGGUCAGUAUCAAAAUGGCGGAUCUUUUCGCGACAGAAAACAUUUGUCCCAUUUUCCUGCGAAUGCAUGAGGACGAAAUGAAGAUAGGUACUGACGUAACCACAAAUCGAAAGGUGCCAGAUUGGGAUGAAUGGUGGUGGAAUUCAUGUUCGUAUUAAUUAAUAUGCAAUAUGGAUGAAUUCUAAAUGUAUACCUUUGCGCAUGAGGUGUCAUUUCGAUUACGUCAUCACCUACUGAAUGAGGCACGCGCCAGUAAUCCAAAGUAA